UGUUUAUGUGCGUAGCCUUUAUUCGUAGAAUAUUCCAUAUUGUGUAGCCUGUGUAGUUAUUAUUUAUUAGAGCUAUAGAUUUUUGUACGUGCACACCGUAAAACGUUGGCCAAGAUCCAAAAUUCUGAAAAUUUUGAUUGUUCGUUGAACUGAUUGAGCUGAGCUGCAUUUGUGCUGCAGUCACCGAUUACAUAUCAGUUUUAUGACUGACUGGUAUUGUUCGUGAAAACCGGAAACAUGUUGCCUAUCCGUAGAAUUACAUCGAUUGCACCGCCAGCCAUUCGAUUUGCUCGCAUGUGCUCGGGAGAGCUGGGUUCCGGAGCUGGAAAGGGAGGCGGUGGUGGCGGCUCUAUUCGCGAAGCUGGUGGUUCCUUUGGUAAAAUGGAAGUUGCUCACGAGGAAGAAUUUUUCUAUAAACAGCGUCAAGAACAAUUGCACAAGUUGAAGGAAAAACUAAUUGGAAAGAAAGAUUUUCAUGCCGAAUCCAUCAAGCAUCACGAAGAAGCGAUUGCCCGUCAUAGGCAGGCUAUUGAAGCGCUGAAGAAGGAAUAAAUUAUCUUCUCUAAGCUGUGCAUGAAUUUUGUGAAUUGUGAGCAAAGCAUUUUUUAUGUGUGAGAAAAUAUAGCUCGUUUAGAAA
Molecule: messenger RNA, 637 nt
Organism: Sabethes cyaneus
Lineage: Eukaryota; Metazoa; Arthropoda; Insecta; Diptera; Culicidae
Product: ATPase inhibitor mai-1, mitochondrial-like
Exons: 3
Coding region: 238-552 (104 amino acids)
Biological process (GO): negative regulation of ATP-dependent activity
Cellular component (GO): mitochondrion
Molecular function (GO): ATPase inhibitor activity
Source: RefSeq, a predicted model, not a curated record